AAGUCCGGCUGUGGAUACUGACCUGUGCUUGUUAAUACGUUUCUCUUGUUAAUUUUCUACUUGGAUAACGGGAAUGUACCAAAACCACACCAAAGACUCCAACAACAACUGCAAUAAAAGCCUUCUCUGUGAUCAUAAGGAAAAGCUUGUCCAGGCUAUUAAAAGAAUCAAGCACGAGGUAGAUGAGUGCAGAGAAGCAGAGAGAGAGACGUACAUAGAGUCAGUUGAAGUAGAGAACUGUUUUGAUGCCUUGGAAAGAGAAGUCAGAGCAGAGUUUCAGAACCUCCAUCGUUUCCUGGAUGAGGAGGAGUGGAAGGACCUUGAACGACUUGGGAGGGAGAGACAGAAGCAACUGAAGCAGCUGAAGGAAAGAGAGAAGAAAAUAGCAGAUCAAGGGAAAGACCUGGAGAGAGCAAUCACAGUUCUCAACAGCAAACUGGCUGAAGACGACAGUCCUAAACUGCUCAAAGAAAUCCAAGAUCUCAUAAAAAGGUCUCAGGUCAGCUUUGUUCUUCCAGCGGAGGUGGACACGGAGGUACGCUCCGGCCAGUUUGUGGGGCCCAUACAGUACAGGAUAUGGAAGCGCAUGAAAAGCUGCCUUUACCCAAAUAUUACAUCAGUGACCUUUGACCCUGAGACGGCCCACCCUAAUCUAUCCCUGUCUAAAUCCUGCACCUCAGUAUGGUUUGAGGAGGACAAGGACACGACGGAUUGCCAGGCCAACCCACGACGGUUCCACUAUUAUUACUGUGUGUUGGGCCAUCAGGGCUUCACCACAGGACGACACUACUGGGAGGUGGAGGUGGGACGUAAAACAGCGUGGAGAUUAGGUGUGGCACGAGACGAUAUCUCAAGGGGGGAGAUGGCUGCUAGUGGUACAUCCAGUGGCCUCUGGACCAUGGCCCUGAAGGGCGGAUCUGUCGUAGCCUACACUGACCCAAAGCCCACUAAGGUCAACGUGUCUGUCUCUCUUGUCCGCAUCGGUGUGUUUUUAGACUGUGAAAAGGAGGAGGUGUCUUUCUAUAAUGCUGUUACCAUGGCGCCCAUCUACACCUUUACUAUAGGAACGGUCAUGGGUCCUCUGUUCCCCUUCUAUAAUCCAUGUGACUUGGAUGACGGGAAGAACAUGGCGGCAAUUAAGAUCUUUAACCCUUCAAUAUAAUAAGAGACUGUUCUCACCAGCUUGAACACUGAUGGUCAGUAGAGCUGAUAUUUACAGCACAAAUUGUUCAUUUCGUAUUAGCAGAAUAAUCAUUAUAUUUAGAACUGAAACGAUUAGUCAGUUAUUAAGCUAGUCAACUGAAAAAAAUUUAUUAGCAAAUAUUAGGAUUAUUAGAAGAAUAGUUUUUAAGCAAAAUUGUCAAACAUUGGCUGAUUACCGCUUCCCCAAUUUGAGGGUAUGCUGCUUUUCUUUUGUCCUAUGUGAAAAUGAGUUGAAUAUAUUUGGGUCUGGAGCUGUUAUGUUGGAAAAAACAAGCUAUUUGAAUAUUUUUGUAAAUUUUUGAUGGACAUUUUAUAGACAAAAUGAUAAAUUUAUUAGUGAUCGAAAAGAAUGGACAGAUUUAUCAAUAAUGAAAAUGAUUGUUAGUUGCAGCCCUAAUUAUAUAAAAUACUUGCAAAAGAAAACGCCUUUCGCCCAGUGUCAGCUGGGAUAGGCUCCAGCCCCCCGCGACCCUGUACACAGGAUAAGUGUUUGACGAUGGAUGGAUGGAUGGACUUGCAAAAAAAGUGUUGUAAAUAGAGAAAAUCCACUUUCCAAAAAACUGUUACUGUAACUACAAAUUAAUUUUCUGUUUAAAGUACAUCUUCUUCUCUUACUGUGAUUACUUGAAUGGUUUAGAGUUUGAGGAAAAUAAAUGUAGUAUAUAUAUAUAUAUAUAUAUAUAUGCAUGAUAAAUCUUUAACUGGUGCAGUUGUAUUUGAAAAAGAGUUCAGGAAAACAAAGCAUGUGGAAGGUUGUAAUUUGCAGCCAGCCUGGAGCUUCAGGGUCCAUGGCAGGUGUUAACAGCGUUAUGAUGUUACUGUUUAUAAAUAUCUCUCUUGUG
This is a messenger RNA of Micropterus dolomieu (smallmouth bass), 2045 nucleotides long. RefSeq names its product zinc-binding protein A33. The record is from RefSeq and is a predicted model, not a curated record. Gene Ontology annotation, molecular function: protein binding. The coding region runs from base 74 to 1162 and encodes 362 amino acids. The transcript has 7 exons. NCBI's taxonomy places the organism in Eukaryota, Metazoa, Chordata, Actinopteri, Centrarchiformes, Centrarchidae.